AUUUUUUUUUCGAUCCUUUCCUUUAUUGAGGACCAAAUGAAAAUUUAGGACUCCAAAUUAUUCGUUUAUGUCCAAAACCAAUCGUUUAAAUUUCCCAAUUGUAGAUUUGCCAAUCGGCUUCCCUGUUUUCGUCGUCUCCACCGCAUCUUCUCUGCUAGCCAAUCCGAAUAUCCUCAAUCGAAAUACCACCCAGAAUGCAAGAAACCAACGCCGUUCACCAAGUACUCGUCAAGCUUCUCGAUGGCAAGCACAGAACCCUAAAUUUUUCCAGCCAAUCCGUUCCUGUUCAAACCCUAAAACAAAAGAUCCAAACGCUAACUCUAAUCCCCGCUCCGCUACAACUUCUGCUAUCUUCCGACUCCCGUUGCGCUUUACAGGACCACCAAACACUCGAUUUCGAAACCCGAUCACAACAAAAACCCGUUUCAGAAAACAAGUCGGGCAAUGAGUCCGGCUAUUUCCCCGUGGUGAUCCACGUGUUACUCCGGCUGAGAGGUGGAAAAGGUGGGUUCGGUUCGUUGCUCAGAGGGGCGGCAACGAAGGCCGGACAGAAAAAGACAAACAAUUUUGAUGCUUGCCGGGAUAUGAGUGGAAGGAGGCUCAGGCACGUUAACGCCGAGAAGAAAUUGGAGGAGUGGAAGGCUGAAUCUGGAGAGAGGAGAUUGGAGAAGAUGGCUGAGGACUAUAUAAAGAACAAGGCCAAGGAAAUGGCUAAGAAGGAGAGCGGGAGUAGGAAUAAGAAUGGGGAGAGCACGGAAAAGUAUGUGGCCAAGUACAGAGAGGACUCAGCUAAGUAUGUGGAGCUAAUUGAGAAGUCUGUGAAGGAGUCACUUAAGGGAUGUCUGUCUUCUAAAAGGAAAGCUUCAGACCUGAAUAAAUCAGAUGCCAAGAAGCUAAAAAUAUGGAAGGGUAAGAGAAUAAUGGACAGCAGUGACAGUGACAGUGAGGAUUCAAGUGACAGUGAUGAUGAUAAAGAUGCAGAGGAUACGAUUUCUAUUGUUAUAGAUAAUGGGAGUCGUUCUGAAUCAAGUGCGGAACCAAGUAGAAGUGGAAAAUCUGCUAUGUGCGGAAAAUUUGAUAUGGCUAGGUCUGAGGAAGAUGAGAAGGUCAACAUUGUCCAAGGCUGUUCUGAAGUUUGUAUAACAAGUACUGAAGGGCAAACAGCUCAGGAUGAUGGUCAAAAGGAGACCAGACUGACUCCAGAACAUGGAUGCACGUCUUCUCCAGAGGAAAUGCUAAAGAUGUCUGACAAUGAAGUGUCCUGCAAUCCUGAGCUUGUUCUUGCUAAUGAAGUGGUUGGUCAACCCACAAUCCAGUCUACUUUUGUUCAGGAUGCCAGCGAGCAUUCAGUCUCUAAACCUGCUGUCAUAGAAGUAGAAAUUUCUGCAACUGCUCCAGAUAAAAAUUUGAUUAUGCCCUUGAGUUUUGAUGGGAUUAACUCUUCUGCAGAAUUGGAGGUUCUUGGUAUGGAUAGACUUAAAGCAGAACUUCAAGCUCGGGGGUUGAAGUGUGGGGGAACAUUGCAAGAGCGCGCUGCAAGGCUUUUCCUUCUCAAAACCACACCUCUAGAUAAGCUUCCAAAGAAGUUUUUUUGCAAGAAAUGAUCAUUGACAUAUCUUGUUUGGAGUUUCUCAGUUCUCACUUGAUGGGUUAGUAUUUGUGUGACAUGUGUAUUCAAGCAGUGAAUGCAAUAUGGAGGAAAAAACAAAGCUUAGAAUUUGUUUCUUUGCCUAAUAUGUAAUUAUGAAAUUACGUGUUAGUGUUUGAUCAUGUCUUGUCCUCUAUUUUCCUUGCACUCUGAAACAGUACAGAAAUGAAAACCAUCAUAAUAUUACAUUUUACACUUGUAGUUGCCCCCCCCCCCAAAAAAAAGACCCACAUCAUCCCGGUACGAGUUUUUUUUAUUGAGGUGCAGUACAACUCUUGUAAUAUAUUCACUCUAGUUUAUUUUUCCAUUUUGAUGAACUUGUUUGGAAUAUUCUUUGGAAAAUUACAUCAACUGCAAUUAAAAUUA
Molecule: messenger RNA, 2014 nt
Organism: Cuscuta epithymum
Lineage: Eukaryota; Viridiplantae; Streptophyta; Magnoliopsida; Solanales; Convolvulaceae
Source: the annotation of a GenBank genome assembly